Molecule: messenger RNA, 7104 nt
Organism: Anguilla rostrata (American eel)
Lineage: Eukaryota; Metazoa; Chordata; Actinopteri; Anguilliformes; Anguillidae
Product: stromal interaction molecule 1-like
Exons: 14
Coding region: 710-3250 (846 amino acids)
Biological process (GO): store-operated calcium entry; activation of store-operated calcium channel activity; intracellular calcium ion homeostasis
Cellular component (GO): endoplasmic reticulum; plasma membrane
Molecular function (GO): calcium channel regulator activity; protein binding; calcium ion binding
Source: RefSeq, a predicted model, not a curated record
ACAUGCGCUCUGCAGUUGCCUGGUGCACAGACGUCGCAGCGGUGGGUUGUUGGCUGCGGAGGUUAACGUGAGCCAGUGAGCUAAUGUUACCUAUAUCUGGUAAACCGAGAGUGGUUGGCGUGUAAAGGGGUGAGCCAUCCGUAUAGCAGUCGUGGGGACUUUUAAUGGUGGAUUCACUGAUUAUUUCUCUUGGAGCUGACAGUUCCGAAGGGCUGGGGAUUUGAUAACUAGCGAGACUAGCUAGUUAGCUAACGUCAGUAUCAGUCAUCUGAACUAGCCUCUAGCCAGCCGCUAUUCGAUUCAGUCGUUUUCUCUGGCUAGCCGCUUGCUAAAGCUAGCUUGCUACCUCGCUAGCCAAAAAACCCGGUAACGGGUAACCGGCCUGUUUCCCUACAGAAUCUGCGUGCCUGCCACAGUGGCGUCUCGCACACGAAGACGAAAAAAGAUUGAUUGAAAAACUGGACUAUACGUCGAGCUAGCUGACUGACUGUCUACUCAAGGAAUUGCCACAUCGGAUCACUUCGCUAACAGGCAGCUGUUUGGUUUCAGAUGGAGUACGGACGGGGUUCUCUUGGGAGCAGGGUCGAAAGGAAGACGCGUCUCUGAUUAUUUCCAGCAAAGUAUAUCGAUCCGUGAAAGCGUGACAACCAUCUAGCUAACGUUAGCUAGACGAGCACCUCAUGCGACAGAGCUAAAAGGAACGUCCAUAAUGGAUUUUACCAAACUGGUGACCCUGUGGAUUGUAUGCUUAUGCUUCUUCGGGGAGAGCCGAGGGGAGAAGCCGGGUCAACCCCAGGCAGAUCCGCAGCAGGCCGACAACGAGCUAUCGGACCUGUGCCGGUUCGACGAGCCCCUGUGCCUGGAUGAGAACUCCAUCCUGAGCUUCGAGGCCAUCCGCAGCAUCCACAAGCAGAUGGACGACGACGCCAAUGGCAACGUGGACGUGGUGGAGACGGACGGGUUCCUGAGGGAGGACCUCAACUACCACGACCCCAAGGCCAAGCACAACACUUUCCACGGCGAUGACCAGUUCAUCAGCGUGGAGGACCUGUGGAACGCCUGGAAAGGAUCUGAAGUGUACAACUGGACGGUGGACGAGGUGGUGGAGUGGCUCAUCACCUACGUGGAGCUGCCGCAGUACGAGGAGGCCUUCAGGAAGAUGAACUUAAACGGCACUGCCAUGCCCAGGCUGGCCAUGAAGAACGCCACGCUGACCGUGUCCGUUCUGAAGAUGCUGGACCGCAGCCACGUGCAGAAGCUGCAGCUGAAGGCCCUGGACACGGUCCUGUUCGGAGCGCCCCUGAUGAACAGACAUAACCACGUGAAGGACUUCAUGCUGGUGGUGUCCAUAGUCAUAGGCAUGGGGGGCUGCUGGUUCGCCUACAUCCAGAACCGCUACUCCAAGGACCACAUGAAGAAGAUGAUGAAGGACCUGGAGGGCCUGCAGAGGGCGGAGCAGAGCCUCCAUGAUCUGCAGCAGAAGCUGCAGAUCGCGCAGGAGGAGCACCGCACCGUGGAGGUGGAGAAGGUCAACCUGGAGCAGAAGCUGAGGGACGAGAUCAACUCGGCCAAGCAGGAGGCCCAGCGGCUCAAGGAGCUCCGCGAGGGCACGGAGAACGAGCUGAGCCGCCAGAAAUACGCCGAGGAGGAGCUGGAGCAGGUGCGCAUGGCCCUGAAGAAGGCGGAGAAGGAGCUGGAGUCACGCUGCAGCUGGUCCCCCCCGGACGCUCUGCAGAAGUGGCUGCAGCUCACCCACGAGGUGGAGGUGCAGUACUACAACAUCAAGAAGCAGAACGCCGAGCGCCAGCUCCUGGUGGCCAAGGAGGGGGCGGAGAAGAUCAAGAAGAAGAGGAACACGCUCUUCGGAACCUUCCACGUGGCCCACAGCUCCUCGCUGGACGAUGUGGACCACAAAAUACUGUCAGCCAAGCAGGCUCUGGGGGAGGUGACGGCCGCCCUGCGGGAGAGGCUCCACCGCUGGCACCAGAUCGAGCUGCUGACGGGCUUCAGCGUGGUCAACAACCCGGGCCUGCCCUCGCUGGCCUCCACCCUCAACGUGGACCCCAGCUUCAUGGGGGGCCGCGCCACGCCCCAGCACUUCCUCAUGUCCGAAGACAUGGACGACAUGGACGAGGACAUCAUCGCCCCGGCAACCCUGCAAUACGCCACCUUGCUAAUGGACCGUGGAGUGAGCGACCUCUGGUCCGUCAGCUCCGCCUGCCCCUCCCUGCGGAAACACUCCGCUCCCAGCAUGAUGUCCCUGCGCCAGCGGCACCUGGACGCGCAGCUGACCGCGGGCUCCCAGAGGUUGGUAGAGGGCUGCCUGAUGGCGGGGCAGCAGCAGCAGCAGCAUGCGGGGGCGGGGGCGGGGGCGGAGGGGGGCGGCGGCGGCGGCGGCGGCGGCGGCUCCUACACCCCCAGGGCCAGGAGCUCCAUGCGCCAGUCCCGCAGCCAGUCCUGCAGCCAGACCUUCGCGCCGUUCGAGCCCUUCUCCCUGCCCCCGCUCUCCUCCGCCGUCUCUCAUCCCUCCAUCAUCUGCACCGCCCCGUCUCCUCCUCCUCAGCUUCCGUCUCUGUCCGCCUCCUCCUCCUCCUCGUUGCUGUCCUCCUCUCCUUCUGGCUCCGCCCCUCUGUCCUCCCUGCCCUAUCACACCGCUUACUUCCAGCCCAUGGACACCAUCCCCGACCUCCCCCCACCGGACGUCACCUCCAUGUUGUCCCAGCGCUCCGACAGUUUCGGGGACCUGAAUCGCUCGGACUCGGACUCCUCCCUCUCCCUGUCCCUGUCCCAGGCCAGCGAGCAGCAGCGCGCCUCCUCCUCCAGCAGCUCCCGGAGCCACCCCGCCAAGCCCGCCUCCCUCCUGCACGACACCCCCAACGGCGGGAACCGCCUCCCCGAGGGCGGGGCCUGGGGCGAGGGCGGGGCGGACAGCCCCCUGCCGAAGAAGAAGGCGUACGGCCUGGAGAAGUCGGUCAGCCUCGGCGAGAUCAACAGCUCCCUGGCCGGCCUGUCCCAGUCCGAGUCCUCCCGCUCCCUCAGCCCAAACUCCACCGAACCCGACACGCCCUCCCCCACCGGGGGCCAGGCGGGGCCCGGGGGCGGGGCCGGCAAGGGCCUCACCCGCAUCCCGCAGCUCUCGUCCAAGAAGAGCCCCCUAGAGGAGGACAGUGGCUCCACGGGCGAAGACACGGAUUCCGCCGCCGGCCGUAAGAAGCACACCUUCAAGAUCUUCAAGAAGCAGAAAAAGUGACGGGCCGCGCGGACCGCCUCGCCAGCGGCCCGGCGGGUCUGAAGGCUCCCUUCCCCUCCGUUUCUCCUCUCUUUUCCUGAAGAGAUGUGUCCAAGAAUGGCGUUCAUUUUGUUUAGAUUUUUUUUUUUUUUUUGUCGCCCCCCCUCUCCCUCCACCUCCACUGGUAUCAAAACGGCACAGACGGUCAUCCUUAAUGAGGAUCUGAAGGUCCUUCUUUCUCUGAGGAACUGUGGGAGCAACCAGAAAUUCUGUGUGUCUUUUUCUUCUUUUUGUUGUUGUUUUUUUUUUGUUGUUAAUGAUUUCAGAAUGUUGGGACUAUGGGGGACGGGGGAGGGGCUUGGAUAUGGGAGUGUAAAGUGCUAUUUAUUCUACAGGAAACAGUGCCAGUCCUUCAAGGGGAACUCUUCCUCCCAGAAAGAUUUUAUUUUACUUCCGUCUCAGUUUGCAUGAGUUCACCAGUCUUUGAUUGAUAUUUGAAUGCUCUUAGGUGCUUGCUUGGUUCCUUUUUCUGCUUAAACAAUGCAAAAUAUUACAGCUGUUCUUUAAAAGUUACUUUCCUUUUAUUCCUUUAUUUAUCUACAGAAGACCUCCUGACUUCUGUGUAUGUGUGUGUGUGUAUAUAUAUAUACACACACACGCUGACGACAUGUAUAAAAUGUCUGGUUGUUAGUGGAGGAGAAGCUACAGUCUGUAUUAGUCAAUGAUUAGGGAAACUGUAGAAGGGCUGAAAGAUACUGUAGAAAUCUCCCUGAAUCUACUGUACUACUGCUGAGCCUAAUGAAUGUGCAUCACCCACAAACCAAAAACACAGAGAGCAGCUCAGGAGGCAGGAUGCAGGUGUACCUUCAGAUCGGCAUUAAAAUCUCCACAGGGACAGCGCACACACACACACGACAGCGUGUGUGUGCGCGCGAGAGUGCAUUUGUGUGUGUGUGUGUGUGUGUGUGUGUGUGUGUAUCUACGUGCGCGCGUGCGUGCACUGUGUGCCUGUGUGCGUGUGCUUGUGGAUUUCAGAGAGGGGUGGGAUUCAUGCCUAAAAUUACACAUUUGCUUGACAUGGAUGAACCCAUGGUAAAUACAUGGAUGGAUCAUGGGACACACAUAGAUGUCUGCAUGUAUAUAUAGUGCAGUCCAUUAGUCUUUGGACUAAUACAAUUUAUUUAUUUAUUUUUUUGUUUCUGUUACACAGUUUUUGUUGUUUCUGUUCUUCAGCACACUGGAUUUGAAAUGAAACUGUGAAUAUGGGUUAUAGUGCAGGCUGUUUGCUUUAUGGGUAUUUAAAUCCAUCUCUAGUGAUCUUUGUGGGAAUUACAGUAAUUUUUAUGCAUAAUCCCCCCCCCAUUUCGAAGCGCUGACCAAUGACUUUUGAGGCAUCUGGUUGGAUCUGGGCAGAUAAGAUGUUUCUGUGCACUUAAGAAUUAAUCCCCUUGCUGCCGUCAGUGGUGACCCCAUCAGUUAACGACAAGUGAGCCAGUUCCUGUGGCAGCCGUAUAUGUGCCCAAGCAGAUAGCAAUGCCUUCACCAUGUUUCACAGAUCCAGGUUGGUAUGCUUUGGAUCAUGACCAGUUCCUUUCUUUCUAUUUCAAUCACUUUUGGUACUGGUUAAUACUCAUCUCACAAGAGUUAGUUCCAGAACUCUACGGUUUUUUUUUAAAUUUAUUUACUUUUUAGGAAACUUUUAACCUGACACAUCUAUGCCUACGUCCUGGAGAGUGUUUCUGACCUGCUCGACAGUUGAAAAGCGUCUUUUCUUUACAAUUGAAUUUUUUCUUCCGUCAUCCAGUACCGGGUUCUUCUGUGGUCUACCAGGUCAUUUGCUAUUGCUGAUGUCACCAGUUCGUUCCUGCUUCUUAACAAUGUUACAGUUGAUUUUGACACGCCCAAUGCUUUGGCUAUGUCUCUGAUCAACUCAUGAUGGCCUGCUUUACUGGCAUUGACGCUUCCCUGGUCCUCAUGUUGAGAAACAACAGCAACAGACUCCAAAAGCAAAUGCUGCACCUAGCAUUAAUUCUAGACCUUUUCUUAGCUUUCUUCUGCAUGGACUAAAGAUGCAACCACACACCGUUGGCCAUGAACUAACUGAGCUGCCAGUUGUCCAGUUACUUUUGGGGGUACUCUGUAUUAAAAAAAAGGGCCGAAAUUCUUACAGGGUUCACCUGAUAUGGAUGUUAAUACCCUCAAAUUACAGCUGACAGUCUUGCACUUUGACCUCACAUUCAUUGUUUUAUUUCAGAUCUAAAGUGCUGGAAUAAAGAUCAGAAACAAUAAAAACUGUCGCGGUCCAGAUAUUUACGGACUGCGCUGUAUGUACAUUUAUCUAUGUUGAUGUACAACUUUUUUUAAAUGCACGCACACACACAACUUUACCCAGUUUUAAAGUCACCAAAUGAUGCUAAAUCUAGAAAAAAAUAAAAAGAGAAUCAUGUGGACUAUUAUUGCUCCCAGUAAUUAAGGUUCAUUUAUACAGUAUUGAGGUGUACUACAAAAUGAUCUAAAAAUACCAGCUUGGCUAUAAAUUAAUUGCUAAAUAUUUAAUGGAAAUGCUGAUUAUUGGCUUUAUUUUUCUAGCGCGUUAUCGCUGUGGAUGUGCGGUGGUCACAGAAGUCCACAUACCAAAGACGCGAGGGUUAUAGAGAGAUGAUGUAAUUCUCAGAUUCUUAAGGGUCGGUUUUGACAGGUGUGUCAGUGUUAUAAUGCGUCUUGGCGUGUUUCCAGGGCACGUAUUUUAGCAACUUGUUAAAAUGUUUAGGAACGCCAACAGUUGGCCUGGUUUUCUUGAUUGAUCCCGAGGCCUGUCUGGUCCAAACACACUAGCAAAAAGCCUGCAUCCUCCAGUACUGUAGCUCUUUUCCGAAGCCUGGCAACGUAAGUAACUCUGAGCCGAAACGAUUCUAUUUAUUUCUCCUUGAUGCUGAUCCUGAACGAAACGGCUGUUUGUCGCUGCUGUUAUGUUCCUUCCGGCCUUUCCUCUUGGGUAGGGACGGGGGUGGAAAGCAAAUGAGUUUUCACAAUAGUGCACAUCCAGAAAAACCCCAAAAACCAAGCUUUUGGGUUAAUGCUUACACACCAGUGGUACUGCGCAUACAGCCCUGCAGCUGCUUCUCACAGUAUUCGCUAUACACGUGCAUGAGCACAUUCAGAAGCAGGUUUCAAAUGACACAAAUUGCCAGGUUUUAAAAUGAAUUAUAUAUGGCACACGCUAUAUGCAGAAAACACGAACGGUUUGAAAAGGGGACGGUUCAACGCUUUUGGACUUUGUUGGUUUCUCCCAGUGUUUCCUACGCUGUUUAAUUCAAAGCAGUGUUGUGGGAAACGGGCCCGCGGGAAGCUGCUGUCGCCUCUUCACCGUGAGGUGGCCAGUCACGUUUGCCUCUCCCUAGGUGACGCUUUGAGAAAAGAACAUUUUUCAAGAAGUGUCCCUUUUUUAUUAACAAUGGACACAAAACUUGCGUUGGUUAUCUGUAACGAAGUGUAAUUUGUACCACUUUUGCACGAAGAAGUUAUAUAUCCAACAGAGCUGUCUGUGUGCGUGCUUGUGAGUACGAGUGAGCGCGUGCGCUUCUGAGCAUGCGCGCGCGCCUGUGUGUGAGAGCAUGUGUGUACUUCUGUGUCUCUGUCUCUCUCAAAAUGCAUGUUACCAGCUGAAACGCCUGUUUGGGGACGAGAGAGGGGGCAGCAGCAGCCUUUUAAACCCCUCCUCUCCUCUAAAACCCUUUGUUCUUUCUUGUUUCUUCUUUUCAGCUUCUAUUAACGAAAACAUAUCUUUGUACAGAAAAAACGUUUUGCAACUUCUGUGAUGUUCUAGACUUUAAGUCACUCCUGCAUGAAAGCAAUAAACUAUUUUGAACGAUAAA